This is a messenger RNA of Penicillium daleae, 3372 nucleotides long. Its product is annotated as SacI domain and endonuclease/exonuclease/phosphatase family protein. Gene Ontology annotation, molecular function: phosphatidylinositol-3,5-bisphosphate 5-phosphatase activity; phosphatidylinositol-4,5-bisphosphate 5-phosphatase activity. The transcript is spliced from 7 exons. Gene Ontology annotation, biological process: phosphatidylinositol dephosphorylation. The coding region runs from base 1 to 3372 and encodes 1123 amino acids. The record is from RefSeq and is a predicted model, not a curated record. Gene Ontology annotation, cellular component: membrane; cytoplasm. NCBI's taxonomy places the organism in Eukaryota, Fungi, Ascomycota, Eurotiomycetes, Eurotiales, Aspergillaceae.
AUGUUUAAUCUUCGUGUUCUCUGUCGAGAUCAACCACGACGGACAAUUGCAUUGCUUGCUUCCGACCAUAUCUUGAUCUUCCACUACAGCGAAGCUGAGAGUGGGCCUAAAGCCGCCCCCCGCUGUCAGGUCGAAUUCUUGGAUGCUUCAUCCGUGGAUCUUGCCGGUUACCGAUCUCUGGGUGCUGGAUUUGGCACUUUAGGUCUCGUUACGCUAAAUGAGGAUGUUUUCGUUUGCGUGGUUACCGGCUCCUCUCAAGCAGCUACUGUUCGUCCCGCAGAAGCCGUUUCCAGGAUUGACAAUGUAGACUUCUAUUGUCUCAACCGAUCCGAAUAUGAGUAUGGGUUAGACUAUGAAACUAGCUCCCAAUUCGCCGUCGAGGAGCGGCCUGGAGCCGAAGGGAAAGAAGUGGUCACCGAUCAUCCUUUCCUGGCCUUAAAGAAGCUUCUUGGAGAUGGGAGUUUCUACUACAGUCUUGAUUUUAACUUGACAGAUCGCUUGCAGGAUCGGUCGGAGAAAUCGGCCGCGUUCGACAUAGACUCAUUAGACGAGGACAUGUUGUGGAAUUCGUAUAUGAUCCACCCUCUUCUUCUGUUCCGAAGUCACCUGCCGCCUUCUGAUAAGGUGAAGCUCGAUGCAUCUCAAAUGUUGACGUGCGUCAUUCGAGGGUAUGCAGGUACACUGAAAAUUCCAGCAACAGUCCCAAUCUUACCACGAGUACGCACGAAUUUACCGGCUCUGCUGACCAUCAUCUCACGGCAAUCCUCCCGUCGUGCGGGCACCCGGUUCAACUCGCGAGGCAUCGAUGAUGACGGCAAUGUGGCCAACUUUGUAGAGACGGAGGUCGUUCUGUGGGUGUCACCAGGGGUUUGUUUCUCAUAUGUGCAAAUUCGUGGCUCAGUGCCCAUUUUCUGGGAGCAGACACCCGGCCUGAUCCCCGGUCAGCAGAAGAUUGAGAUCACACGCUCUUCUGAAGCAACGCAGCACGCAUUCGACGAACACUUUGAGGGCCUCGAAUUGGAGUAUGGAGCUGUCCACGUUGUCAAUCUACUCAGUGAACUCAAAUCUGGAGAGGCAGAGCUAUCGGCCAAAUUCCGAGAACACAUAGCUCGAAGCUCCGUCAAGCAGAAAGAGGGAUUCUCAAAAUCCUCCCAUCAAAGCCUUUUGCGAAUGACAGAUUAUGACUUUCAUGCUGAAACUCGAGGCCCCGCUGGGUAUGAAGCAAGUCAUCAAAUCAAGUAUGAAUUGGCAGACUCUCUGGAUGGAUUUGCAUAUUUCCUAUCCGAGGACAGUGCCCGCCCGGCCUCCUCGUUAUUAGACAGAGAAGACGCGGCCAGCCCUUCAUCAAUCCUUCUUCAGCAAGAAGGCGUCUUCCGAACUAAUUGUCUGGACUGUCUUGAUCGAACAAACCUUGUUCAAACCAUCAUCAGCUCGAUGGCUCUGGGAACUUUUCUGUCCCAGCAGGGCGCAAGGCUUGGCUCAGAUCUCCAAAUGCGACACUCCACUCUAUGGGCCGAUAAUGGAGAUGCGCUCUCAAAGAUAUAUGCGGGAACUGGUGCGCUCAAGUCCUCAUUCACCCGCCACGGGAAAAUGUCUCUUGCGGGAGCACUGGCAGACGCUCGGAAAAGUGCAACGAGGCUCUACGUCAACAAUUUCACGGACAAAGCGCGACAAAAGACGAUUGACCUUUUGCUAGGUCGACUAGCAAAUCAGAUUCCGGUUCAUCUUUAUGACCCAAUGAAUGAUCUAGUUACCGAGGACCUGAGUCGACGCGCAGCUGAAUACUCGUCUAAUAAGCAGAUUCGGAUGUGGGUUGGUACAUUCAACGUGAAUGGUCGUGAUGAAGGUCCAGGUGCAGAUCUUUCCUUGUGGCUUUUCCCUGAUGGAGAUCAAUCCAAGGAAGAUCCCACCAUCUUCGCGGUCGGGUUCCAGGAAAUUGUUGAUUUAAGCCCUCAGCAGAUCAUGUCAACCGAUCCAAGUAACCGCAAGGGCUGGGAAAGGGCCGUCCAAAACUGUUUGAAUGAGCAUACCAGCGCAAAAGGGACUGGCAAGUAUGUGUUACUGCGGAGUGGGCAGCUUGUAGGUGCUGCGUUGAUGAUCUACGUGAAAGCAGAUGCAUUGAAAGAGAUCAAAAAUGUGGAAGGAGCUGUCAAAAAGACUGGUCUUUCGGGAAUUGCUGGCAACAAAGGAGGCUGUGCGAUCCGUUUUGACUUCUCCAACACAAGCAUCUGCUUUGUCACCGCCCACCUGGCUGCUGGAUUCGGGAAUGAUGAUGAACGAGACCGAGACUAUGAAACCAUUGAUAGUGGCCUACGAUUUCAGAAGAAUCGGACUAUCGCCGAUCAUGACUCCACGAUCUGGCUCGGUGACUUCAACUACCGCAUUGGCCUAGGGAACCACAUCGUACGCGAUCUGAUCUCGCAAGGCGACCUCCAGAAGCUGUAUGACAAUGAUCAGUUGAAUCUGCACAUGGUCGCAGGAAGGGUUUUCCAAUUCUAUUCCGAAGGUCUUAUUACAUUUGCCCCUACCUAUAAAUAUGACGUUGGGACGGACCACUACGAUACUUCUGAUAAAUCCCGCAUUCCUGCCUGGUGUGAUCGAAUCUUGUGGAGAGGGGCCAACUUGCGACAGACCCAGUACCAUACUGCCGAUCUAAGAUGUUCGGAUCAUCGACCAGUCUAUGCCAAAUUUGAUUGCAUGAUUGAUGUCGUCGAUCUUGGGCUCAAAGACAAUCUCCGGCGUAUGCUCUACGAAGAAAAACAGCGCGAUGCACUUUCAGACUCCAUCAAUUUAUUGGAUUUGGACGACGAGGACAUUGUGCUGCAGGGUCCUAUUGCGCCUGGCCUACCGUCUGCAAGCUCUGAUCGAAGCAAGUGGUGGCUUGAUAAUGGUGUGCCUGCGAAAGCGGCGGUUCAACCGCCAAGAGAGGGCCUUGUCCCAAACCCUCAACGCAAAUCCAAUCCCUUUUCUAUGGACGAUGAACCAGACUGGAUACCAAGUCCGAGAGUUACCGAGAAGGGACCAGAGCCUCGUUUUGACAGAAGACCACUGCCACCUCCACGACGGGGAACGUCAGGUGGAUCCAAAAACAGUAUGCAAUCUCUGGGGGCGGACAAAUCUGCCGCUGAAAAAUCACCACCAGCCGUCCCUCGAAAGCCUAUCUCCUUGAGCUCCCAAGCGACAGUUGGCCGGAUUCCUUCCACACCUUCCGGUCAAGUGCGAGGUGCUACCUUGCAGAAUACUUCCGGCUUAAACCAGAGCCGAAAUGGGGUAACAGGAGCAUCCGAAAUAUCCAGUGUUGGGACAGGCGAUCUCCUUGGUGACACCUCAGAAGAGACCAUUGGGUGGAAACCACUCCUCCCUCAACGAUGA